Lepidothrix coronata (blue-crowned manakin) is the source of this 1526-nucleotide messenger RNA. RefSeq names its product ISL LIM homeobox 1 (gene ISL1). Gene Ontology annotation, biological process: positive regulation of transcription by RNA polymerase II; axonogenesis; neuron fate specification. The transcript is spliced from 6 exons. Gene Ontology annotation, molecular function: DNA-binding transcription factor activity, RNA polymerase II-specific; cis-regulatory region sequence-specific DNA binding. Gene Ontology annotation, cellular component: nucleus. Lineage: Eukaryota; Metazoa; Chordata; Aves; Passeriformes; Pipridae. Bases 147 to 1196 code for a protein of 349 amino acids. The record is from RefSeq and is a predicted model, not a curated record.
CGAUUUUUUUUUCCUUUUUAUUAUUACUACUACUUUUUAUUUUUUUUUUUAUUUUUGUUUUUUAGCGACAGCUCUCAAACCUACUUUGGGGUCUUAAAACGAAACCGUACACCAUUUCACUGUGGACAUUACACCCUCUUUCAGAUAUGGGAGACAUGGGAGACCCACCAAAAAAAAAACGUCUGAUUUCCCUAUGUGUUGGUUGCGGCAAUCAAAUUCACGAUCAGUAUAUUCUGAGGGUUUCUCCGGAUUUGGAAUGGCAUGCGGCGUGUUUGAAGUGUGCAGAGUGUAAUCAGUAUUUGGACGAGACCUGUACGUGCUUUGUUAGGGAUGGCAAAACCUACUGUAAAAGAGAUUAUAUCAGGUUAUACGGCAUCAAGUGCGCCAAAUGCAGCAUCGGCUUCAGCAAGAAUGACUUCGUGAUGCGCGCCCGCGCCAAGGUGUACCACAUCGAGUGUUUCCGCUGCGUGGCCUGCAGCCGCCAGCUCAUCCCAGGCGAUGAAUUCGCGCUGCGGGAGGACGGCCUCUUCUGCCGGGCGGACCACGACGUGGUGGAGCGGGCCAGCCUGGGCGGCGGGGACCCCCUCAGCCCCCUGCACCCCGCCCGGCCGCUGCAGAUGGCAGCAGAACCUAUCUCUGCCAGACAGCCAGCUCUGCGGCCCCACGUCCACAAGCAGCCCGAGAAGACCACCCGAGUCCGGACUGUCCUUAAUGAAAAACAGCUUCACACCUUGAGGACCUGCUACGCUGCCAACCCCAGGCCUGACGCCCUCAUGAAAGAGCAACUGGUAGAAAUGACUGGCCUCAGCCCGAGGGUCAUCAGGGUUUGGUUUCAAAACAAGCGAUGCAAGGAUAAAAAAAGGAGCAUUAUGAUGAAGCAACUUCAGCAGCAGCAACCCAAUGACAAAACUAAUAUCCAAGGGAUGACAGGAACUCCUAUGGUGGCUGCUAGUCCGGAGAGACAUGACGGUGGUUUGCAGGCGAACCCCGUGGAGGUGCAGAGUUACCAGCCGCCCUGGAAAGUACUGAGUGACUUCGCGUUGCAGAGUGACAUAGACCAACCUGCUUUUCAGCAACUAGUUAAUUUUUCGGAAGGAGGACCCGGUUCCAAUUCUACUGGAAGUGAAGUAGCAUCAAUGUCCUCUCAGCUGCCAGAUACACCCAACAGCAUGGUAGCCAGUCCUAUUGAGGCAUGAGGAACACUCAUUCAGAUUUCUGUUGUUGUUGUUUCUGCCCUUAUCCUCAUCCCGUUGGAGAGAGUGGGAAAGUGAACGUGUUGUGACUCCGAAAUUUAGGGGGAAAGAAUAUUUAACAACCCUGUAAGAAACCUAGCAAGGAACUGUUCCAUGAGAUGAACGGAGUCAUGUUUGAAAAGACAAGGUAAUAUGGUAGCAACACUGUGAAGACAAUCAUGGGAUCUCACUAGAAAAAAAUACUAAAAAGAACCACAAACCCCGUGCUUUUCAAUGAUCAGAGGAGGAUUAAAAAGACGUUUUCCAAAUGUAAAGGAUUUGUACUUGUGGAUC